Molecule: messenger RNA, 318 nt
Organism: Helobdella robusta
Lineage: Eukaryota; Metazoa; Annelida; Clitellata; Rhynchobdellida; Glossiphoniidae
Exons: 2
Coding region: 1-318 (105 amino acids)
Source: RefSeq, a predicted model, not a curated record
AUGUUGGGAAGAAGCGGCUUGAUGCUUCAAUUCUUACCAUUUCGUAGCCCGAUCCUAAAUCCAAUCGAGGAGGUCUUCUCUAAAAUGGAAGAAUGCAGUCGAAGCACGAAACUGGACCAACGAGUCGGAGUUUUGUAUGACCAGAGUUUUUGGAAUUUAGCCAGUAAAUCACAUCUGAUGACAGUAGAAACCAUUGCAUACAGUCGUAUGAGAAAUUUCUUGGGUAAGGCUUGUGCAGAGAGGUUUGAAUUUGGGAAAACGCGUAUAUCCCCAAUACAAUUUGUUAUACUUCUAGUGAACGACAGAGUGAAUGAAUGA